Molecule: messenger RNA, 795 nt
Organism: Danio rerio (zebrafish)
Lineage: Eukaryota; Metazoa; Chordata; Actinopteri; Cypriniformes; Danionidae
Source: RefSeq, a predicted model, not a curated record
UGGAGGACGAUGAAGUGCAAAACAGACUGCAUCGAAAGACCUCUGUCUCUCGUCUUUGAAAAACUCGGCCGUCUCAUUGGGAGACAUCCGGUUGUGUUUAUCUUAUUAUCUUUAUAUGUAGCUGCUGGUCUUGGAGCGGGGUUCAUCUUCCUCAAGGAGAGGGAGGCAAACGAUAUCGAAGACCAGUUCACACCUGUCAAUGGACCUGCCAAGCGGGACAGAGAGAUCGUGGCUGAACACUUCCCUCCAUCUGAUGAGUUUUCCCAGUUAAGGCUCAUGUCUGAAGGCACGUACGCCUCUUUAAUCAUCACAGACUUACAAGGAGAAAAUAUAUUAACUGCAGCAGCUUUCGAAGAAAUCCUAGCGCUAGACAGACAAGUCAAAACUUUACAACACCUGGGCAACACCUUCGAGAAGCUCUGUGCCAAAAUAAGGGGAAACUGUGUGUCAAAUGCAGUUUUAGACAUUAUUCGGUAUAAUGCUGCCGACAUAGAUUCUGUGACCAUAACAUAUCCGAUCAACGACAAAACAUUUUUGGGAACAACCAUCGGUGGUGUAGAGACACAGCCAAACAGCUCAAUGCUGAAAAGUGCCAAAGCGAUCAGACUUUAUUACUUCCUAGAUGAGAAGAAGAGCAAGGGAAACGCAGACUGGCUUGAAGGCUUUAUAGAGUUCUUCUCUAAUUACACAGACCAGGAAAAGGUGAGUGAAGAUGAUCGAGAGGUCCUUCAGCAUGGCCUAACACACACACAAACAAUCUCCAAUCACUGUAACCCAUUCCUUAAAGACAUCUGA